Messenger RNA from Didymodactylos carnosus, 826 nucleotides. The record is from the annotation of a GenBank genome assembly. NCBI's taxonomy places the organism in Eukaryota, Metazoa, Rotifera, Eurotatoria, Philodinida, Philodinidae.
UUAUGCAAAAUUAGCUUUCAUUUACAUAUUAUUUAUUUAUAACGCACGUGUGUGCCAUUUUUGCUGUUUAUGUUGUGUGCGUUUUGUUUUCUGUUCUGACGGUAGUGUCGGAUAGUACGAUUCAGACAGGCAUAUAUCGCUCUAUUAACAGAUAAAUCUGUCAGAAUAUAGAGAGAAAGGCGAAAAAUGACACUGAAAUAUAUAUAUGAUUUAUAUUCAAGUCGAUGAAAACGUCGAGAAAAGUUCUUCUAAAAGUUUAUAAACUUUUAACUGAAAUUCUAACAGGAGAUUUUAGAUUGUUUAGGAUCUCAUCUGUACAUAGUUUUCUUUUUCUUUUUAUAUGUGAACAGGAUAUUAAUUUAUCAUGUUGUUUUUCUUUUUUUUUUCUUUUUAAAAGUGUUGAAGCAAAAUUUGUCUGGGAAAAUUUACCAUCUCAAUUUCAAGUUGAUACUGAAUUUCAACAAUUACACAAAAUAUGUGUCGCUUUAGAAAAUAAAAAUUAUUUACUUUUUUAUUCAUUAACACAAGAUUUUCAAUUUUCACCAACAAUGUUAAAUAAUAUACAGCAUUUACAAGAACGUAUUACGUUAAAAAAUUUACAAUUAAUAGAAAAUGCAUAUAAAUCAAUAUCAUUUGAUGAUAUUCAAUCACUAUUUGGAAUACCAAGCAAAAUGGCUAGACAACGUAUGUAGCCAUUAAAUAACUCUCUUGAUGUCUUUGAUAUAAAUGGUUUUUUAGAAACCAUAGUUCAGAGUAUCUUCGUCUUUUUUAGUCUGUGAAAACCGUGGUUGGCAGAAAGAUGCAAGUAAUACAUUUGUGUUACCAU